This is a messenger RNA of Eruca vesicaria subsp. sativa (arugula), 1464 nucleotides long. The record is from the annotation of a GenBank genome assembly. NCBI's taxonomy places the organism in Eukaryota, Viridiplantae, Streptophyta, Magnoliopsida, Brassicales, Brassicaceae.
AUGGCCACUUCUUUACUCCCUCUGUCUUCUUCAUUUCUCCAACCUCUCAAAUUCAAAACUCUAGCUAAACCCAUAAACCCUAAUCUCUCCACCACCAGAAAAACCCUAACAACCUGCGAUUCCCAGAAGAACAACACAGGGGCGUCAUCAAACCCCAGCAGCAGAAACCCUAAUUUCCAGAAACGUCGCAAAUCCUCAAAGUAUGGAACUUCCAGAAGAUCCAUCCUCAAAAAAUCCUUCUUACAAGAACAGGUCACGUUCACCGCGCGUGUCUCCGACGAUCCACAAGUGGCGAUUAUCGGCGGCGGAAUGGCGGGUCUUGUCUGCGCACUGAAUUUGGAAGCUCGUGGCGUAAAGUCUACUGUUUUCGAUACGGGGAUACAUGGGUUAGGAGGAAGACUUGGGACAAGGGUUGUUGAACCACAAGGAAUGGUUUUUGAUCACGCUGCUCAGUUCUUCACUGCGGAUGAUUCUCGGUUUGUUCAGUAUGUGGAUGGGUGGUUAGAGAAAGGACUUGUUAGACAGUGGAAAGGUGUUGUGGGAGAGCUUGAAGUUGGGGGUAGUUUCUCACAGUUUCCUUCUUCAUCGCCUCCAAGAUACAUUGCUGUUAAUGGCAUGCGGUCUCUCGCUGAUUCAUUGUUAUUAGAGAGUCGAUUGGCAAAUGUGGUGAGGCCUUGUUGGAUUAGUAAGCUAGAACCGCUUAAUGGAAUGUGGCAUUUGAGUGAGAAUGGAACACCUCGUGGUCAGUUUGAUGUCAUUGUCAUUGCUCACAAUGGUAAAUGUGCGAAUCGUUUGCUAUCUGCAUCAGGCUUGCCCCUUGUUGCUAAACAGAUGAAGAAACUUGAUCUUAGUUCUAUAUGGGCGCUAUUAGCAGCUUUCGAUGAUCCUCUUCCUACAGUGAACUUCGAAGGAGCGUUUGUGAAAGGAGUUGAAUCAUUGUCUUGGAUGGGAAACAACUCUGCAAAGCUUGGUAAUAGUGGACCUCCACACUGCUGGACAUUCUUUAGUACUGCAGCAUAUGGGAAACAGAACAAAGUUCCUCAGGAAAACAUCCCAACGGUAACAUCGGAGAAAGUUAGAGCCGGGAUGCUUCAAGGUGUGGAACUUGCAUUGGGCUUACCUGAAGGCUCGCUUCCUAAACCGGUUUAUACCCGUCUCCAGCUAUGGGGAGCAGCUCUUCCAAAGAACACUCCUGCAGUUCCAUGUGUAUUUGAUCCACAAGGCCGUGCUGGUAUAUGCGGUGACUGGCUUCUCGGUUCUAACCUAGAAUCUGCAGCCAUAAGCGGUGAAGCCCUCGGAAACCAUAUUGCGGAUUUCCUUCAGAAUAGUGAAGCUAACCCGGAAGAGUUUGCUAUCGGUUUACAUGAUAGGCCAAGUCCUCUUGCUGGCCAUGAUAUUGGGCAGUUCCCUGGUUUAACAUCGGUGGGAGAGAAGCAAGAAGCUAAAGCAUAUGAACUUCUGUGA